Molecule: messenger RNA, 447 nt
Organism: Trypanosoma conorhini
Lineage: Eukaryota; Euglenozoa; Kinetoplastea; Trypanosomatida; Trypanosomatidae
Product: 60S ribosomal protein L7a
Exons: 1
Source: RefSeq, a predicted model, not a curated record
AUGCCCGGCAAGGAAGUGAGGAAGGGCGCCAAGCCCGCCGCCAAGCCCGCCGCCAAGCCCGCCGCGAAGGCUGCCGCGAAGCCUGCCGCCAAGGCUGCGGCGCCCUACAAGAAGGAGAAGUCGGCGGCCCCCUCGCCCUUCGUGGCGCGGCCGAAGAACUUCGGCAUUGGCCACGAUGUCCCGUACGCCCGCGACCUUUCCCGCUUCAUGCGGUGGCCCACGUUCGUGACGAUGCAGCGGAAGAAGCGUGUGCUGCAGCGCCGUCUGAAGGUGCCGCCGGCGCUCCACCAGUUCACGAAGGUGCUCGACCGCUCCAGCCGCAACGAGCUGCUGAAGCUGGUGAAGAAGUACGCCCCCGAGACCCGCAAGUCCCGCAAGGAGCGUCUGUCGAAGGUGGCCGAGGAGAAGAAGAACAACCCGAAGAAGACGGUGUCGACGAAGGCCCCG